CUUUGUUGUGGCAUGGUAAUGUACUAAUGUUGAAUGAAAGCUCUCUGUCCUUUCUUUUCAUAAAAGUAUUGUUGACUUCAAAAUUGUUUUAAUGGAGCGUGAAUUACGAGAAAGAAAAGGCGACGCUAAAGAGCGUUAUCGUACAGAAUGCGAAGGUCUCCCUCAUGGCUGGAGCAGAGAAGUUGUCAUUAGGAAAUCGGGAAAUUCGGCGGGCAGAGUUGAUAUUUACUAUUACAGGUAACAUAAAUGCUGGCUCACAUUGAUUUCUUUUGCCAUUCUGUUUGAUUAAAAAGUGUUUGAAAAGGAUUACUGAUGUCUAUGGUGUAUUAAGAAAAGUUGCUUGCAUAAGGUUUUUGUAAUAAAAGCAGUAAAUAUCUACGUUUAGUACACACUGUAUAUACAUGCUGAAAGUCACGUGUGUGUUGUUAAUUGCCCAGGGCUAUCCAAAUCACAGAAUAGGAAGGUACACCAAGUAUUUGUCCGCGUUUUUACAAGUGAUUCGUCAUCAAUCACGCCAUCCUGCCUAGUACAACCGGCACUUUGUACCUACCAAAACCUGAUAAAAACUUCCGGCUGUACUAGCCAGGAUGGCGUGAGCGAGUUAAAAUUUUCGUGGAUGUAAACACCGACUCAAGUUACACUUCUGCUGUACUUUCCUAUUUUGUGUCCAAAUGUUGUGAAAAAGUUACUAGCUGAACAGAUUUUAAACCAUAUUGAUAGUUUGGACGUUCUCUGGUUUUUAAAAAUUUAUUUGAAACGAGCUUUCGACUGCCAGUCUGCAGUCUUCAACGGGAAAGUGUUUUAAAAACCAGAGAAUGUCCAAACUAUCAAUAUGAAUAAUCCUGGUUACGCUUCUACCAUUUUUAAGAUUUUAAACCAUACACAAAUUAGGAGGACUUUGCCUUCUGUUUUCACAGGGCACAAUUUGUAUAUGGUCCAAAUUUAACUGGUCUUUGUGAGGGUAAAUAGAUGCACAGAACUUUGAUAUUUGUAAAAAGGUUUCAAUUGGCUCAGCCAAUCAAAUUGCAGUUUCACAUGGGCAUGACAACGUUUUGUUCUAUGGCUGUUCAUCCAUGUAUGCAAGCAAGCAAUGACAAAUCUUAUUUUUUAUUGUACUCAAGUUUUCUUUUUUCCUUUACAAAUUCCAGUCCCUGUGGUAAAAAAUUCCGUUCAAAGCCGCAAGUUCAAGAUUUCCUGAAAGGCAAAGUUGACUUGAGAAAUUUCGACUUCAGAACGGGAACCAUGACAAAUGGAAUUAUACGGAAUAGCAGCCGAAAACGGAAAGCCGACGUAUUCACUAGAGACUUUGCCGCAGCUGGUAUAUCUCCUACCAAGAUACCGCUCAGACAGACUGCGAUUAAAUUUACUCGGCAACCCGUCACUGUCAUUAAUAAUUCACCGAUAUAUGUUUCCGGCGUUGAUAAGAAAUUUGAUAGCAAGAGUAAUGCGGGGCAACAGCCGCGACCAAUCUUUUGGGAAAAAUGUUUACAAGAUUUACAUGUUGUCGAUGAGAAUGAUAAUAACCUUGAUGAAUAUGAGUUACCGAGUCUAUUUAGACCUGUUGGACCGAAAAAGGAAUGGGGUUCGCUUGUGAAUACUCUAACAACAGAUCUCUACUUGUCGAAGAAAAAUAUUUCUGGUCAGAAUAUGUCCCUCAAAGCAUUUGAGAAAAAUCCAUGCAUUUGGUUAAAUGCUGCACAACCUCUGUGCGCCCCCUUCAAAGUGUGCGACUCGGACAUUCGUCGACAGGAGGAGAGAGUUCAGUACGUUAGAAAACGAUUGGCCGACGCAAUAGAGGAGUACGACUAUUUAAAAUCUAAGGCAUUAGGAAUGGAGAGUUAGAACUGAUUUUCAGAAUGAGAAGCUAUGUAUGUUUAUAUAAUAAGUAUGCUUUUUGUAUGUAUAAUUAUCAGAUCUUAAAACAAGGGGCUUCUACAUGUGAACAAUUAUUGUUUAGGUUUAAUAGAUAAAUGUUUAAGUGAUACUGUAAUAAAAUGUGGAAAUAUAUGUAAUGAACAGGUGAAG
Molecule: messenger RNA, 2025 nt
Organism: Paramuricea clavata
Lineage: Eukaryota; Metazoa; Cnidaria; Anthozoa; Malacalcyonacea; Plexauridae
Source: the annotation of a GenBank genome assembly